CAACAUCGGUGGAUUUUUCAACAGGAAUCCAUCAACUUGUUGUGUUUACUUCAGAUUUCUUUCGGCAGAUCCUAUGAGUACUCAGAUGGAAGUCUUGCGCUGCUUCAAUUGUGACCACACCGGUAGAAGGCACGAGGAUUUUUUCAAUAUUACUAAAAUUCAUCCGUCAUUUGCUGAGAAAGCAGACUCGGAAAGUGAAGAACAAGAACAUGACAAGUUUUUGAGAGAAAACGCUUUCCUAGUGUGUGGCGAUUGCGUCUACGAUCGUCUGCAAGAGUGUCAUAGCUGUGCCAAGAAAGCGCCACUGUGCAUGUUCAAAAUUGCGGAGUGGUUCACUGACAAGAAAAAUCGGAUUUGUAUCGAUUGUGCCGCAACUCUCGAGGCGCUUGGAUUAUUUCAGACCGGCUAUCAUUCCAGUGUAAUCAUUCGCCAGUGCUCGGUUUGUCGCCAUUUUAAGUAUUUACCUUCGUUUAUCAGUUGGAGAAAGCAUCAGCCGCACGAAACAUUGAAAGAUUGCUUUGAAUGCCAACUCCGGCGAGAUAUCGUGCAAUAUAAGAGGAAAGUUCGAGAUCGAUACGAAGAAAAACUUCAACAAGAACCUGUUCUUGGUGAUGACAUCCAACCGUCAAGGACAGGUGGCAAAGAACGGUUUGGGAAGGCACUCGCCCAACAGGGAGCAACUUACGCGUCUGUUGUUUCAAAAGGAUUCACUAAUGGUAAAUCGUCCUAUACUAAGAGCGACGAAGGCCAUUUGGGAACUAAACAAAACACUGCACAUCUAAACGUUCCGAUCGAAAGUGGGCAGCAGAGAGGAAAGAGUCUUAGCACUGGUUUGGAAGAAUGUUUUUGUAUAAAAGUACUUGAGGCUCUGAAGACUUCAUUCAGCCAGCUAGAGGAAAAAACUAAGCUAGAGCUCAAGCUUUUGCAAUCAGAUCCACAUUUUUGGAAGGUUGCACUGAGGGACAAACUUUUGAGAGUUUCACAACUAUUUUCGAGCCAGGCAACUGACCAGAUUCAGUUUAAUGAUGCAGAAUCACGAUGGGCUUAUCUUGGAACUUAUACAGCAGCCCAUGCUACCUUGAUUCAUGCUGUUGUGACGUCAGGUCAAUUUGAGCCUCUCACAGAGUUUGUAAGGAAAAGUCAAGAUCUAGAGAGGUUGCAAGUAUGCUGCCUUGGUGCAGGACCUGGUAGUGAGAUUCUAGGUCUCUAUCAGCUGCUUCCAUCCAAGACUCAGUGGUUACUUUUAGACAACUGUGAGCAAUGGUCACACACAGCUCAGAUUCUAUUGCAAGAUGUCUGCAAUGUAUCUUUCCAGUACAGUGCUUUUGACAUUUGUAACAGUGUCAGCCAUAGAAGCAGGGGAAAUUCACCACCAUCACCAAACUAUGCUUUCAAGAAGGCAAAGUUGUUCCUGCUAUCAAAAUUUGUGUCUGCUGUCCAGAAUCUUCCUGGAUCUUUCCAGUAUCUUCGUGACAUUAUUAAGCGAGCCUCUCGAGGGUCAUUGUUCCUUUUUGUGGACAAUGCUCACAUUCAAACCAAGAACUUCAUAGAAGACUUGAUAUUCCCUUCACAUGACAGCACAGAGCAAGAGGAGUACAAAGAAAACAAAUCAUUUAGGUUGUAUACUACUUAUGCAGAACUUAACUCCGAUCGUGAGGAAGGUUUAAAAUCGGCUGCUAUGUGUGAAUGGGUAAGUCUUAUCAGUUACUGGCUGGACAGGAACCCAAUACUGGACUUGAGGGUUAAUGUUCAUCUGGCUGUCAAAAAGGUGUGAGAGAUACAAACAGAAGACAACAGCUACAGCCAUAAUUAAGUAUACCUGAUAUUUUAUAGUUUGUAAAGAGUGUUUUUUAUUUUGAAUUUUCCCUAAGGGAUAUAUUAAUGAAAUUUCUAUUUAUUGAACAGUAAUAUUUACUUACAUUUGUUUAAAAUCAUUUUUUUUACUGUAUUUUGCCUGUAAUAGAGAUCUGUUUCAUGUACUUUAUUUGCCUUAAAGGACCAGUACAUGAGGAGUCACAGAUACAAUUUGCUAUCUCUUUAAAAUUCUCAUUUGUAAAUCUAUUAGAAAAGGGAAAGGCUUGGUGUUUUGGGUAUCUAGCAAACAAACAAACAAACAAACAUAAAGAAAUAAAAACCAAUUUCCUAGAUAACAAUAAGAGACUGGAAAAAAAAAGCAAAAGAAGGAAAAAUGAAAAAAGAGUCAAUUGUGAUAGCUAAGAAAUAAUCUUCUUACCAGGGAAAUCCAUCUUGACACAAAAUAGUAAAACAAAACUGUUUUAUAAAAACAUGUGAAGGUUCUAAAUUUUUUCUUGGACACAAGCAAGGAAAACUGGACUUAUUCCACUAAGGCAAGGGUUUUAAGGUAACCAUCCCUAAAGAGAUAUUUAUCCAUGCUGUGGAACUUGUUGACACAUUACUAUUUUUUAAUUUAUCAAGACAAAACCACCAUUGACAAUCUUGGGGUUUGUCGUAAUAUAACCUUUUCAAUGUUUCAAGGUGACAUAAAAAGAUAUUGUGUGAUUUUACUCUUUGUACAUUUUAAAUUUCUUUUCAAACUGUAACUGAAUCAGUUAACCAUUUUGACAUGUCUUUGGCAUAUAAUUUUUUUUUUUUUUUUUAAAUGUGAGGAGUUACUAUCUGUUGGUUUAUUUAAUGAGCGCAUUUUCAUGAUGUUGUUUUAUUUUGUAUUUUGGAAAGCAAUUUUUGGCAAACAUAUGUAAAUUAGGCUGGCUCUAGUUACAUUGUGCCAUGGGCUUUUCUGUUACUUUGUACCUGUUCUUUAGUUGAAUCUUAUCACCACUUUACUUCCAAACCAAACUUGCACAUCCUAUGCAACCAGGUAUAGACUUCCUGGUUGUCCAAAAUAUGGAUCCUGCUUUUUAUUUGGAUAAAGUGGUGUUUGUUGUAUAGUUGGUAACUUGUUUUUGUGAGAGAUAUAAGAACUCUUCCAUCCCACUGCUGGAUAGCGAUUUAUCCAGCAAAGAUACUCAGCCUGAACAAUCAGGACUAGUCUGUAUUGGUAGUAGACACAUGAAUAUGUAUGCACUUGUGUGUAUUCUAUUCAGGAGAUAUUUAUUCUGGACUGAUUGGUAAAACCCCUUUAGUCAAAGAAUUUUUCCUUGCCAAACAAACUGGUUUGGUACCAUUAACAGUCCAUUUGUGAUAUGACUCAAUCUAUAUCUGACCAACAUUGCGAGACAAUCAGUAAUACCUUGUAAUGAACUAGCCAUGUAAAAAUUAUAAAAAGCAACAAAAAAUCAAAGAUUUUACAACUGUGAUGUACAUGUUUGUACAAAAAUUAAUAAGAAACUUAAUUGGGUCUUUAGCUGUUCAUGUGCGUCUAGUCAAGGAUAGUCUGACUAGCACUUUGACCCCUAAUAGUGAUAACUAGAUGAAUUAUCCCCCAAUAGCACUGUCAAACAGACAAAGGACUAGAACUAAUGAAUUAUAAACAGAAUAUUGUCUUUACAUAGCCCUUAAUGCGUAUGAUUAGCCUACAGGUACUGUAAAUGUAUGACCAUGAGUUAAGGAAAUUACAUACCAGUAGCUUUAAGAUGUCCAGAGGAGGACGUUAAGUUGGGUUAAGAUUUCUUUGGAAAUUUUCAGAGUGGUUUAAUUGACAUCAUUCCCAGGAGGAAGAUGUUCAUUGAUAGUUUGUUUUAAAGUGUACUUACUAGUUUCAUUUCAAUUAGAGGUUAAUUAAAAAAAAAAAGAAUAAAAACAUUUAUAAUCCCUAGAAAAAAAUAAAACAUUUAUUUUGAUGUAAAUGUAAAUUAGAGUAUUUAAAAGUACAUUAACAGAUUAAGAUCUUAUGCUUUGGUUUGUCAUAACGUAAUUUCCUUGAAAAUCUGAGUUUGAUGUUUUAGCUAUAAACAUGGACAUUUGAGAACAUGAAAAAAAUUAUGUAGGGAUGCUAGUCAUUUGUUUUUUUUUUGUUUUUUUUUGAUGCAGUUCCCUCAAAAUUCUCGGGUUUUUUUUCAAAGGUCUUUUGCAGUUAAUAAUUUUAAUUUUCAAUUGUGAAUGCAAAAGUAAUUGGCAGUAGAACAGCUCCUUGUGAUAGUGGGUACCACAUGAAGGUACAUAUACAUGAAGUUUAUUGUCAUUGUGAUAAUUAAUCCAAUUUGUGAUCAGUCUUCUUUGAUGAUCAAAGUAAGAUAAAGAAUAAUCCUAGGUUGUUUUAUUUCCUCAAAAAUCUCAAGUGAAAACUAAACACAUUCAUACUUACAUACAUGUCAACCUUCUUCUUUUGCCCAUUCAUUUUUCUCUUCUUGGGUGGAAGGGUACAGCACAAGGAGCUGUUGUCUUUUAAUCCCUUAACUCCCAAGACCUCAUUAGUAAUUCUCCUUACUGUCUGCCAAAUAGUUCUUGUGAUGUUAAUUUUGAGAAUUUGGUAAUGCAUCAACUAAUAAUUCCCUAAUUAAUAUUUUUAUUUAUUCUCAUCACUUGUCUCUUUGAUAUUGUAUUGAUAUUGUAAGGAGAAAUUCUGACUUGGUCACUCAUGGGAGUUAAAGGGUUAAAAUGUUCUAAUCAAGGGAAUUACUUUAUACAGAUGGAGUGGGAAAUAAGUGAAGUAAACCAUUAGAAUUUGUUGACACUUGAGUGAGGUGAAGGGUAAAGCCUUUUAAUAUUUUCUUUUGGUUCUGGGCAACACCUCUGGACUCUUUUGUUGACAAUUUUCUUGAGGUUUACUUCAUUACAUUUAUAUGAAAAUUGGUAGAGGAGCAUUUUUAUAUACCGGUGGUUACAGUGGUGCAAGUUGUAAAGGAUAUUGACUUAAAGAAAUUAGACUUUCACAGAUUUGGCUCUGAUAUUGUUCAUAAUUGAACGCUUUAUUUGUUACCAGGCUGGUCCUUUGAGGAGUUUUAUCACUUGUAAAAAUACAGUUUUAUAUGCAAGGUGUGGUUUGUCAUUUCUUAUCACUGAAAGUUAAGGGUUCAAAGAAGUAAUCUGAGUGUAUGAGUUUACAGGGGCCCAGGAUAAGGAACUUUACAAAAGAAGCUGAAAUUUUUUUUUCACAGAUGACGCUGAUACAGCAAAAGCGAAAAUUUUUGACAGUUUUAUUUUACAAUUGUAAAGUCUAAGCGAUAUUGAUCCAUUUCUCUUGCUGUAGCCAUGGCAAUAAAUUUUAACCUGAA
Messenger RNA from Pocillopora damicornis (cauliflower coral), 5135 nucleotides. RefSeq lists its product as uncharacterized. The record is from RefSeq and is a predicted model, not a curated record. Lineage: Eukaryota; Metazoa; Cnidaria; Anthozoa; Scleractinia; Pocilloporidae.